Molecule: messenger RNA, 2193 nt
Organism: Lethenteron reissneri (Far Eastern brook lamprey)
Lineage: Eukaryota; Metazoa; Chordata; Hyperoartia; Petromyzontiformes; Petromyzontidae
Product: complement C1q and tumor necrosis factor-related protein 9-like
Molecular function (GO): protein binding
Source: RefSeq, a predicted model, not a curated record
AAGAGGCGACUUUGGUACCACUGAGCUGUCCACACUGAACACUGCGGUCGUCGUAGUGGCUUCUGUUUGCAGAACUACGCACGCUGCAGACGAUGGCCCCGUGGCUGAGAUCCAGUUUCGUGAUGCUGCUCCUGCUGCAGGGGCAACUGCCGUUGCCGGCGAUGGCUGCCGCAGAUGUUCACGACAACGAGCAGGGAAAGUGUCGGGUGGACUACAUGGCAAUGCCAGGACUACCGGGAAACGCCGGGAUCCCAGGAAACCCGGGCAAUUUGGGCCUGGCUGGCCCGCCUGGGAAGGACGGGCGAGAAGGUCACCAGGGCCUUCCUGGCAAGAAUGGCGAGAAAGGGGACAUGGGAGAACAGGGCCUGAAAGGGGACAAAGGGAGCGUGGGAGAGACCGGGUUGGCUGGAAAAUUUGGACCGAUGGGUCCCGCUGGACUGAAGGGGGAUUGUGGACCUCAGGGUGAAAAGGGACACAAAGGAGAUGCCCCACCUGACAUCCCCAUAUCCGCAUUCACCGUGGGUUUGACUGUGCCGAACCCUCCUAGUGGAUCUCCUAUCAGAUUCAGCAAGGUCAUGUACAAUGUGCAGAAUCAUUACGACACGCUCCCCGGCAAGUUCAUUUGUCGUUUCCCGGGUGUCUAUUACUUUGCUUACCAUCUCGCUGGAGGAUCUGGCCCCACCCAGGUCUCCUUGAGACACAAUGGACAAGCAGUCCAGAAUACAUAUUCCUCUACCACCAGCAUUUACAGCAUGUCAGGGGGCUCGGUGCUGCGUUUGAGAAAGGGCGAUGAAGUGUGGUUGCAGACCGAAGGUGCUAACAUCAAGGCUUACACAGACGUUACCACUGACAGCACUUUCUCUGGUUUCCUGAUGUACCCUGACCUGCCUGAGCAGUUACAUUAAAUUUAUCAACGAGCUCUGCUGGAAGUCUGAUCGUUAACAUGUAAGGUUUGUGGUGCAAAAAAGCACACAAACAGCACACGAAUAAACAUACACUCUUAGACAGCACAUGAGCAAACCCAUACUAUAUUAUAUCGUGUUCAUUCACUCUUGCUGGCCGAGUCAUCCUUGAAAAAGAGCUGCGUAUCUCAAUGGGUAAUUUUACUCGGAUAAUAAACUUCUGAACUGUAUAAUUUUUCGUGGUUUUGCUGCCUGGAACUUCGAUGUGUUUUUAGCUGUGCCGCGUGCUGUGCAGCAUGAUGUCCGACGUUUUGGUCCAUGUGCUGGGAGCUUCUUCCGGCUCCGGCCAUGCAAUUUUUACACGUUGUGCUGAGGGCUGCUUCAAUAAUCUGGAUAUACACUUUUGCCAUCAAGUACCAGCGAAAACUGCAAUUGGCCACAAGUUCAAGGCUAAACAAUAUGCUUGCUGGUCAUAACAAGUGGGGGCCCCCUUGCCAUCCAGCCUCUUUCCAGAGGUCACUGAAUCCACAAGCUGCCAGCAUCAGUCCUCCACUUUUGGCAACAACCAUCUGGUAUUAUGCCUCAUCCAUUCUAAUCCGUCUUUCACUCCAUCAGUCCAUCUUUUCUUUGUCGUCCCCUGCCUCUGUUUCCUUCCUCCACCCGCGUUGCUUUUGCUGGAUUCCUGUUUUUGGUGACCUUCCUCUGGCAUGGUCAAACCGUAGCAGACUGUAUUCCUUAUUUCUUUAAAUGCAAAUAUACGCACCAACUGUAAUCACAUAUGUGCAAACAAAUGCAGGUGAAUAUCCAAUCCACAGGUAACUUUUUAAAAUAUUUGUUUAUGCCGAAUAGAGGAAAAUUGGAUUCGUUUAUAAUUUCAAGCGUAUAUAUAUAUAUGUGUUCCACGAUGCAAUACUCAAACUCUGAUAAUCAUUCAUGUCUCACUAUAUACAAUAUUCACAGUCUGGGUAUAUAUUAACACAGGUAUAACAUGUUCAUGAGUCUAUAAAUGCAUACCGGUGGCCAAAUACGUGAAUUCCCAAUAUCAAAUAAAAUGGACGGUAAGCGAAUUAUUUCCACACAAUGUCACGUGUAAUGCUUUGAGAUGGUACGUGAUAUGGUGACAAAAAAAUUCGCAUGUGAAUAAAAAUUGUAAUAUUGUAUGAUGAUUUAAAAUGAAUCGGAAAUGAUUGUACUUCUUCAUUGAAAAUAAUCCAUGUUAACAGUAAUUGUCGGCGUAUGACAGCAAUGUUUGUGGGGAAUGAUUUCAUAUAAUAAACAGAAAAAAUAAAGC